Messenger RNA from Rhodamnia argentea, 2300 nucleotides. Its product is annotated as ubiquitin carboxyl-terminal hydrolase 24. The transcript has 7 exons. Bases 351 to 1976 code for a protein of 541 amino acids. Lineage: Eukaryota; Viridiplantae; Streptophyta; Magnoliopsida; Myrtales; Myrtaceae. The record is from RefSeq and is a predicted model, not a curated record. Gene Ontology annotation, cellular component: cytosol; nucleus. Gene Ontology annotation, molecular function: cysteine-type deubiquitinase activity; cysteine-type endopeptidase activity. Gene Ontology annotation, biological process: protein deubiquitination.
GAACCUGCUCUCUCUCCCUCUCUCUCCCCCAAGUUCUCCUUUCUCAGCUUCAGGAAACCAGAGAGAAAACCAAACCCUAGCUUCUUGGUUCCGUUUCUCUAGUCGGUCGAUGCUCCGUUGUGGCGAGCCAGUGAAGGGCCAAAGAGAGGGUUCCGUCGUUAAAUGCUCUCUCUGCUCCUCCUCUCCAAUUUCAUGUCUACCAUCGGCUUCUUCUAUACCCCCCCUCUCUCUCCUGGGCUCGCAAAACCCCUGAUUUCUCAUUCCUUUCGCAUACGAUUCGGACAUUGCCGGAAGUGCUGGGGUGAUCUGGGAUUGUUUGGAAUAUAUAGAGACGUCUGUGCGCCUGAAACAUGAGUGAUUCCAAGGUAGUUCUCUUUGGUUCAUUCACUGAAGACGAAACUAAGUCAUUGCUGCUAAGGCAGUCUUCCAAAAGUGCUGAAAAGGCUGCUGAUAAGAGAGAACUACGAAUAGGCUCAUUUCCCAAUGUCAAUAGCGAUGAUCGAUCCAGCAGAUAUGUGGAUUCUUCAGGGGGGUUAAUAGCUUUUGGGAGCUUAAAACCUUUAAAGAAACAUGCAGAAUCAGAUGUAGCAAAGGCAAAGAGCCAUGCACUGAUAGCUUCAGGUAUUCCAAAAGAAAAUGGAAACUUCAAUCACAUCCAUGUUUCCUCUAGUAGUAAUGGGGGGAAAGAAGUAGAAGUAGAUAGUAUCAGUUCAACAUCCAUAAGCGGAUCCCUAAAUGGAGACAGUCCCUCUUGUCACUCUCAAAAGUCAAUGUUUCGUGUUCUUGAUGAUGAAGAAGCAAAAGGCGGCGACCUGAAUUGUGUUAUUGGGGAUUUUCCACGGAUGGUGUCUAAGGAGGGAAUUCUGAACGAAUCAAAUGGGUCUGUGCCAUGUUUGAAGGACCUACUUCCACGAGGCUUAAUUAAUUCUGGUAACUUGUGUUUUCUUAAUGCGACUCUACAAGCUCUUCUCUCCUGUGCUCCUUUUGUGCGGCUCUUGCAUGACCUCAAGCAGCGAGACAUUCCAAAGGUUAGUUAUCCCACUUUAGUUGCAUUCACUGAGUUCAUCUCUGAAUUCGAGAUGCCUGCUGGCUCAAGCUCAAACAGAAAGGACCUCAAUUCUCUGGAGACUGGAAGGCCUUUUAACCCUGCUAUGUUUGGAGCCGUGCUGAAGAGUUUUACUCCAGAUGUGCCAAAUAGCAUGUCAUCAAGGCCUAGGCAAGAAGAUGCACAGGAAUUUCUAAGCUUCAUCAUGGAUCAAAUGCAUGAUGAAUUACUUAAGCUUGGUGGGAAUUGUUUGUUAGUUAAUGGGGGAAAAUCAUCUUUAGUUUCUUCUGUGGAAGAUGAUGAAUGGGAGACGGUUGGCCCAAAGAACAAAUCGGCAGUGACUAGAACACAAAGUUUUGUCCCAUCAGAACUGAGUGAUAUCUUUGGUGGACAAUUGAAAAGUGUGGUGAAGGCAAAAGGAAAUAAAGCUUCUGCAACUGUUCAACCCUUUCUCUUGCUACAUCUAGAUAUUUGCCCAGAGGCUGUUCAUACUAUUGAGGAUGCGCUUCGAUUGUUCUCAGCACCAGAAACUCUCGAGGGAUAUAAACCAUCAGCAAGCGGAAAGGCUAGUGUGGUGGCUGCAAGGAAAUCCAUCAAAAUUCAAAAACUUUCCAACGUAUUGAUUCUGCACCUGAUGCGGUUUGGGUAUGGAAGCCAAGGAAGCACCAAGUUGCAUAAAGCAGUGUAUUUUCCCCUUGAAUUGGUUUUGGGUCGUGAGCUGCUUGUGUCUUCAUCUACAGAGGGCCGCAAAUACAAGCUUGUUGCUACUGUAACCCACCAUGGCAGGGAGCCCACAAAGGGUCACUACACUACUGAUACUCUGCACGCUAAUGGCCAGUGGUUGCGGUUUGAUGAUGCAUCUGUGACUGUUAUUGGGACAAAUAAGGUAUUGCACGACCAGGCAUAUGUCCUCUUCUACAAGCAAGUUUAAGUGUGCAGAAUGUUUAUGGAUGUGUGUACCUUUGUCAAAGGAAAGAGGCCUGCUGAUUCGAGUAACUUAUCAGUUGAUAACAAAGUUAUUACUAUGAAUCACUGGCAAAAAGCCAGAUGUCAUGGCUGUGUAUCAUUGUCCAUUUAUGUUGGGAAACUUGAGGUAGUUCUUGGCCUCCCUUUUCUGAUGGUCUUCUGGGUGAGGUUGUAAAUUUUUUUUGGGGGUUUGACAUAUUGUUAAUGAAUGGAUUGUAGUUGAAAUUUCUGCUACUUGGAGUAAAUUAAUUCUCAGUUUUGAUAUGGUUAAAUUUUCGCUUUCCGUUAA